This is a messenger RNA of Sphaerulina musiva SO2202, 2088 nucleotides long. RefSeq names its product cysteine proteinase. Gene Ontology annotation, cellular component: cytosol; nucleus. The transcript has a single exon. The coding region runs from base 38 to 2035 and encodes 665 amino acids. Lineage: Eukaryota; Fungi; Ascomycota; Dothideomycetes; Mycosphaerellales; Mycosphaerellaceae. Gene Ontology annotation, biological process: protein deubiquitination. Gene Ontology annotation, molecular function: cysteine-type endopeptidase activity; cysteine-type deubiquitinase activity. The record is from RefSeq and is a predicted model, not a curated record.
AUCUCACCGAUGCCGAGUAUCUAUCAGACAUGAAAUCAUGGACAACCGCGUCCGCUAUCACCGACUUGAGCAGCACCGCGAGGAGGAAUCUCGCCCGACAACAGCUUUCUACCUUGUCGUCUCCGUCUUCGUGCUCGUCGCGGUCAACUACGGACUACAGUACCUAGAUGUAAAUUUCCUCUCUCCGCAAGAGGUUCUCUGGAACACCAUAGUCUAUGUGAUUCCCGCGCCACUGCUACUGAGUGCAGGCCGGAGGCAGGAGCUAAAAGCGAGUAACAUGCUGUCACAAAGUCACGCUGCAAAGAGCGAAGCGCUCCGACAAAUGCUAGGUCUUGGAGGACAUGCGCUCCUGCAGAAGCUACCUGCGGCAGAUGCGAUCGGGCUCGGGGGCGUCUCGCGAAGACUGAGCAUGGGUACGGGACUGCGACCUGCUACUUCGGACGUGCCAGCUGGUCUGGGCAACUGGGACAACAGCUGUUAUCAGAACAGCGUGCUUCAAGCUCUUGCGAGUUUGGAAGGCUUCCGUGGUUGGUUGAAGGCAGCAGAGCCCAAAGACAGCGAGGCAAGCUCGACGACAAAUACCGCGCUGCAGGAGAUGAUUUACAAGCUACGGUCAACGGAGAACAAUGGGAAGCACAUCUGGACACCGGCAAAGCUAAAGAACAUGAGCAGUUGGCAGCAGCAAGAUGCGCAGGAGUACUUUUCCAAGGUCAUGGACGAGUUGGACAAAGAAGCCAGGAAGGCAUUCGCGCAGCAGCUACAGAAGCCUGGUCUGGAGGCUAUAGUGGGAACAGACCACAAGGGCCAGGAACAUGGGUGUGCAGAGGAGGCAGCACAAGCCAUCUUAAUGCGUAACCCACUGGAAGGGCUGACCGCACAGCGGAUUUCGUGUACCCAGUGUGGUUUCUCAGAGGGAUAUUCAAUGAUUCCAUUCAAUUGCCUCACGGUACCACUGGGCAAUUCCCGCUUCUAUGACCUACAGGAAUGCCUCACAGACUAUACAAAGAGUGAGGACAUUGAGGGUGUAGAGUGUCGGAGCUGCACGCUCAUGCAAGCUGCGGAAAGACUGCAGAAGCUACUUGUGAAUGCUCCUUUCCAACCUGGCAAGACGGAAAAUACGGAGGCUUUGACGGCAUCUGUGGGAGGGCAGGCCAUACAGCUUCCACCCGAGGUUAGAGCACAAGUGGUCCAACGCCUGCAUGCUAUUGAAAAGGCACUCGACGAAGAUGACUUCACAGACAAGACACUUAAGCAGGACUGCCAAAUUCCUCUGAAAUCAUACGCGAGCGUUGUCAAACGACGAGAAGCGAUCAUUGGACGUGCACCACAAUCACUCGUGAUACAUAUCAAUCGGAGCGUGUUUGAUGAGAUGACAGGUGCGCAACGGAAGAACCACGCCGAGCUACAGUACCCUAUGAUGUUGGACCUGCGACCAUGGUUGUUGGAGUCGUCGAGCUCACAUGCCACCUUCCAAUUGAGGGCCGUUGUGCAACAUUUUGGGAGGCAUGAAAACGGGCAUUAUAUCUGUUACCGGAAACAUCCAGGCACCCCCCCUCUGACUGAUGAUGAGCCUGAUGCUGCUGAUGUGGUUCCAAACGCCGAGAAAGAGAGAUGGUGGCGGCUUAGUGAUGAAGAUGUCAGUCCUGUAUCGGAGGACGUAGCACUCGGACAAAGUGGGGCUUUCAUGCUCUUCUAUGAGCGAGUCGGCGAGGAACUUCCUGCCGUAGUAGAUGAAGAAGCGACGCCAGAAGCUGCAUCAAUACCGCUGCCGCCCGAUGAAGCGAGUGAGUGGCCUCAGAUCAGUAUGCCGCUCUCCACUGCCACCCCAUCACUGGUCACAUCUUCUGGGCAAUCGGUGAUAUCAGACACAGAUACAGACUUGACCUCAGAAGUGGAGCCUGAUGGUGCAUUCCCUUUGCCCGCAGGAAAAGAACCAAUUCAGCCUCAGAUUUCGCCCAUUAUGAAGACGGCCACGAGUCCUACGGAAUUGCUGCAAGGACUAGGAAUGGAAAGAUCUUCAAUGAUGAGCGUCUAGUGCUAGUAAGAGUUGAAGGCGACACGUUUGUACGAACAGUAAUCAAUGACGAU